AAGCGACUAGAUCUUUCUUCAUCGUCACACGGAUUUGACUCACCUUUUUAGUGCCACAUAAAUUACCUGCGAGUUCUUUUUGACCAUUAAGUACCAUUUUUUAAUUAUUCGUUUAUGUAGCAAGAGGCCUACGUGAUUAUAUAACGUCUUAGUGAGCAGUCAUGAAUCGUCUUUUUGGUCGUGGUAAACCCAAGGAACCCCCUCCAAAUCUUCAGGAUUGCAUUGGAAAUGUCGACAGUAGGGCAGACUCUAUUGAAAAGAAAAUUUCUAGAUUGGAUGCUGAACUCGUGAAGUACAAAGACCAGAUGAAAAAGAUGCGAGAGGGUCCUGCUAAAAAUGCAGUGAAACAAAAAGCAUUACGUGUCUUAAAACAGAAGAAAAUGUAUGAACAGCAGGCAUCAAAUUUGCGAAACCAGAGCUUCAAUAUGGAGCAAGCCAAUUACGCUACACAGACUCUUAAGGAUACUAAAACAACUGUCAAUGCCAUGAAACUUGGAGUAAAGGAAAUGAAAAAAGAAUUUAAGAAGAUUGAUAUUGAUGAAAUUGAAGAUAUUCAGGAUGACAUGGCAGAUAUGCUGGAACAGGCAGAUGAAGUACAGGAUGCUCUAGGUCGCAGCUAUGGCAUGCCUGAUAUUGAUGAAGAUGAUCUGGCAGCAGAGUUGGAUGCACUUGGUGAUGAGGUUCUCCUGGAUGAAGAUUCAUCAUACUUAGACGAUGCUAUUAAUAUCCCGAAUGCUCCAGAAAAAGAACCAGGAGCAGAAACUGUGAAAGAUGGCAUGCCAGUAGAUGAAUUUGGCCUACCACAAAUGACCUCUUAGGACCAGCAAGAAAAAAAUGCAUAGAAGAAUGUAAUAGAAAAAAUACACUGAAGAAAAUGAAAGGUCAACAAAUUAUUUGUGAUUAGCAAUACAUGGGGGGAAAACAAAAUUCUGAAUUUAUAAAAGCUGGACAGUGAAAGUUAUGUCAUACAGUAUAUGAUUUAAUUAUCGAAGCUGAGUGGCUAACCAUUGCAAAUUAUUGUAUACUCUGUGGACUUAAUGUAAAUGAAAAGCAUUAUUUUAAGUUACAGUUGCUAAUGGUCAGCUUUUUGCAUGGCAAGAUUUGUAUCAAAUAGCUUUUAUGCCAAUUUAAAUGCAUCAUAUAUGGGUUGAGCAUUUAGUAAUUUCAAAAGAGACCCUGAGUCUUUCCUCACCAAAGUAGAAGCCACCGUCAUAUUGCAUGAAUGGUAUAUAAUGUUAACUACAUUGUGAUUGUUCCAGUUAAUCUUUUUGAAACAACUGACAGUCUAAAUUUGAAGUGUUUUGAGCAAAUAUAGGGAAACUCUUUUCAGAAAAACUACUGCAAAUUACAAAUUUAACAGUUGUAUAAUGUAAUUAAAGCUCAGUUGAACUAGUUAAUUGUCAGUACAACUAACUAUUCUCUACGGUGUUGGUUAAUUCCCAUUAAAUAUAGUAUAAUUGCCUUGGUAUUGCUGUGCUGCAUUUAUAGAAAAUCUGCUCUUCUUUUUUCAUUGAUUUUAGGAUGUAUAUAUAGAAGGUUUUGGAAUACACAGGAAUAUCUGGAGUAAUAUACAUAUACUUAAUAUUGGUGUAUAAUGUGGGAAGUCAACACCGUCUAAAGUUCUUCUACCAGAACUUAUCAGAAAACAGUGAUGUAUUGAGAAAUGUUGUAUGUUCAUUGUUUAUAAUGGUAUGAUACAUUUUGAUGGGAGCAAGGGGCUAGUAACCCCUUCUCCUGCUUACAUUACUGAAGUUAAAAAGAGAAACUUUUGUUUUUCUUUUUGGGCCGCCCUGCCUCAGUGGGGUACAGCCGGUUUGCUGAAAGAAGACACAUUUUUAUUAUUACAAGCACUUGUAAUUACCUAUUUGUUUUAAUGUUUUUCUAUGUUUAUUUUGGGUAUACUUGAAUACUGUAUUUUCUUUCUUGGAAGUACUUUGUCAAGUUAGCAGUUCCUAUUUGAAUUUUAGAGUUUAUUCACACUACUCAUAUUUACAAAUCUUUAUUAAAUACACUAUAUUAAAUAUAAAAAUACAUGUAUCAUAAAUUGUUUAUUAUAAUAUUUUGUUCCUGUACCCAGAAUGUAACUGGAUUUAUGGAACAUUUCUUUUUAUAAACAUUCUGUAAACAAGGUUUUCUUAAUUACUGGCCUAGUACACUAAUCUGCAGUAGCAAUUAUAGUAUAUAAUGCCCAGUAAGGUCUUUUUUUUAAGCUCGAGAGUGGCAAUGGUGUUGUAAGAACAAAUUUCUCACUACACUAGAUUUCACUUUGCUCAGUCAUGGCUUCAGACACAUUUUUUAACAUGCUUCACUUGAUACUGAGAAAUUUGCUAUAUGUAAUAAUAAUUUGGUGAUAAGCAAAAGUUACUUUGAAUUUUUUGAAAGUGCAAAAGGGCAAGAGGUUUUGCUGGGCUUUCAUUUAUUGGCAGACAAAUGGUGUUGAUGCUGUUCCAUGUAUGAAAAUAAAUAAUGCCUUAUGACUUAUCUGUAUUACUUAGGUACAUGUAGGUCUAUAUUGUAUAUGUUAUAUUUUUAAGGAAAAUGUGUGUUUUAUUUGUACUUGUGAUAUCUUAAUGAAUAUGAAUACUGUAAUUUAUGUGAAUUAUUAGAUACAGAAGCCUGUAUUAUGAAGGUGGGUGGGGCAUGGCAGUUCAGUGCAUCAUUGUUGGAUUGUGAUGUUACUGACCUGAAAAGACAGCUAGGUAGUGAGUGAUGGUGAACAUUUUAUUUGUUUUCUUUAGGUCACUCUGCCUUGGUGAGGUACUUACAUAUGUACAUACAUACAUAUGUACAUACAUACAUAUUGUACACUGCUAUUGUAUGCUGUACCUUAUAAUAAAAGUAAGAUUGAAA
Molecule: messenger RNA, 2850 nt
Organism: Cherax quadricarinatus
Lineage: Eukaryota; Metazoa; Arthropoda; Malacostraca; Decapoda; Parastacidae
Gene: Vps60
Product: vacuolar protein sorting 60
Biological process (GO): late endosome to vacuole transport via multivesicular body sorting pathway; vesicle budding from membrane
Cellular component (GO): multivesicular body
Source: RefSeq, a predicted model, not a curated record